AUGACUAUCCCCCUCAUUCUGCAGCACCGCCUAGAUGCAGAGCUGGGGAAGAAGACGAAUGCCGCCGCCAAGGUGUUCGCCCCUUACUGGCCCCUCCGGCCCACGUCGCCGGAUAUCGUGCAACUGGCGCCGUGGGCUGGAGACCGACUCUAGUCUGGAUUCAUGACGAACUUCAACUGGCGCUUGAGAAUGGUGCCGUACUAUCAAGAUGAGAACUCAACCCUCGAGCUCAGCCCAAUUCAGAUGGUGGACGUCACCUCCAUCAAUUCAUUGCUGAACUCUGUAAUCCAAAACGCCAACGCCACUAUUGGGUGUGCUAGGCAGCGUCUGGCGCUAAUGAUUCACUUCAUGGGCAACAUCCACCAACUGCUGCACGAUACGACGAUGUUUUCCAACGAGUACCGGCAGAGCAACGACAGCAUCAAUGCGCAGACAGUUACCAUUGACUUUAAGGAGGCGAAGAUACCGGUGCACGCGUACUGGGAUUCCAUAGCGGAGGACCCCGCGGCUGGGGACUAUCUGCGGCUAUGGAGCAAAGAAUACUACGCAAGUCUGAACGUCUUCUCUAACAAUCUGGAAGUGGCGUAUGCGAGCAACCAGAAAGACGCGCUGUGCAGAGGCGGUAGCCGAAUAUUUCAGUGCACCCCCCUCUUCAGUUCAUCAUUGGUUGGAAUUUGUUUUCUUCGUCCCCUCCCUAACCCCGUCCUCUACGAUGUUGGCUAUGCUCGUCUCUCUCCACACACAAACAGAAGCUCGUAA
Leishmania braziliensis MHOM/BR/75/M2904 is the source of this 759-nucleotide messenger RNA. The record is from the annotation of a RefSeq genome assembly. NCBI's taxonomy places the organism in Eukaryota, Euglenozoa, Kinetoplastea, Trypanosomatida, Trypanosomatidae.